Molecule: messenger RNA, 2527 nt
Organism: Melospiza georgiana
Lineage: Eukaryota; Metazoa; Chordata; Aves; Passeriformes; Passerellidae
Gene: RNF166
Product: ring finger protein 166
Exons: 6
Coding region: 1-732 (243 amino acids)
Biological process (GO): ubiquitin-dependent protein catabolic process; protein polyubiquitination
Molecular function (GO): ubiquitin protein ligase activity
Source: RefSeq, a predicted model, not a curated record
AUGUUCCGGAGCCUGCUGGUGGCGGCGGCGCAGCGGCCGCAGGGCCCGGCCGGGCCCCCCCGCGCCGCCCCCGGGCCCGGCGCCGCGGCCGAGGCGCUGGAGGCGCAGUUCAGCUGCCCCAUCUGCCUCGAGGUUUUCCACCGCGCCGUCGGCAUCGCGGGCUGCGGCCACACGUUCUGUGGGGAAUGCCUGCAGCCCUGCCUGCAGGUGCCCUCCCCGCUGUGCCCGCUCUGCCGAGUGCCGUUCGACCCCAAGAAGGUGGAGAAGGCUUCCAGCGUGGAGAAACAGCUCUCGUCCUACAAGGCUCCCUGCAGAGGCUGCAGCAAGAAGGUGACCCUGGCCAAGAUGCGCUCGCACGUCUCGUCCUGCGCCAAGGUGCAGGAGCAGAUGGCCAACUGCCCCAAGUUUGUUCCAGUGGUCCCCACGUCCCAGCCUAUUCCCAGCAACAUUCCCAACCGCUCCACGUUCGUGUGUCCGUACUGCGGGGCAAGGAACCUGGACCAGCAGGAGCUGGUGAAGCACUGCAUGGAGAACCACAGGAAUGACCCCAACAAAGUGGUGUGCCCGGUGUGCUCGGCCAUGCCCUGGGGGGAUCCCAGCUACAAGAGUGCCAACUUCCUGCAGCACCUGCUGCACAGGCACAAGUUCUCCUACGACACCUUCGUGGAUUACAACAUCGACGAGGAGGCAGCGUUGCAGGCAGCCCUGGCUCUGUCCCUCUCUGAGAACUGAGGCUGAUCCCUCUCCCUGCCCUGGCUCCUUCUGGACACUCCAGGAACCCUCUCUGUUCCCACUGCAAUUCCCACCUUGUUGAAGAAGGUGGAGCCUCUCCAGCUGUCCCAGUGAGUGAGCAGAGAGCUGUGGAGCGGGGCUGGGAUCACUCCUUGGAUUGUGUUUAAUAUCCCUGUUGGGAGCUUAGCCCUGUGUCCAGCUCUAUUUAUUGCUAGAUGCUUUUUGGCACACUGGUCCCUGCUCUCUGGUGCAGCAGAACAGGUACUGGAACUGAUGGAUUGGAUGCCUAACACCCUCCCUUGGGACUGCAAUCAGCCACAUCCUCUCAAAAAGGAGGAAGGCAGCACAGAGCUUCUUUUUUUAAACUCUCCAAGGAUUUUUCUAGAGAUGUCAGGCUGUCCUGACCCCCCUGCUGGAGGCUGCAGCUGCCUCCUUCAGCUGAAUCCCAGGAUGGGACUGAGGAGUGGUUCAGAGGAGGCCUGGAGGAGGCAUCCAGGGAAUCCUCCCCUUCCUCGUUUUGUACCGGCUCUUGGGACACCAAAUCCUUGCCUUUUUCUACACAAAGCAGUGAAGCCUUUUCCACGUUUUCUAGAGCGGGCUCAGAAGCUGCUCCCCUUCACUCUGCAAUAUCUGCCACCCAGGACAAGAGUAUUUUUAUGGAACAUUAUCAAGAAAGUUUAUUUUUUACACAGAUAACCCAAGCAAACGAGCACGUGGAUUGAGAAUGGGGCAGGAGCUGGAUCCUGGAGCAGGUCAGACUCUGAGGUAGGGGGAGGUGCAGGGAUCUUUCUGGAACAUCCCUGCAUAUUUCUGGGAGAUCCCUGGAUAUUUCUGGGCCUUUCCCUUCCCUCAGCAGAAUCCUCUGCCUGUGAGGGAGCAGGCAGGAUGCUUGGGUUGGAUGCCCAUGGAAUGGCUGUCCCUGCAGGAUCCCAGCUCCGAGCUGCUGAUCCCCCCAGAAAUCAGGGACUGCAUUUCCCUGUGGGAAUCCCUCCCUGGGAGUGGGGCACUGUUCAUCCAAGGUGCUCCAUCCAUCCACAGCGUCCUGGAGCCCCCUGCCCCUCAGCCCUGCUGCUGCUGCUGCUGCUGGGCUUGGCUCUGGAGGGCUGGCAGGGAGAUGGCACCAGCCACGGGGUGGUUCCUGAGAGCCUUCCUGCAGGGAAGGGCUGGGAGAGGCCCCCUCUGCUCGAGGAAUUCCUGAGCUUUAUCCAAAACCUGGCUCCAGCUCUGCUCUAGCAAUACUGCCUUGGGGUUUGUUCUGGUUUUCAUAGUGCUGGAUGAUUUUGGGACCUGCAGCCCUGUGAGGAGCCCUGAGCUCCCCUGGCAGGGCAGGGAAAGGGAUGGGACCUUCUCUGAGCUGCCCAGCAGUGCUGGGGGAUGUUCCUGUGGGAUGGAGAGCACUGCAAUCUUCCUUCCAGGAGGGACCCAGGAGCGUUUCCCUGUGCUGUGCUCAGCUCUCGUGGAGCAGCCUCCAUGAGAGAUCCAGCUCUGUUAACCUCGGGCUCCUUCCCUCUCUCCUCCUUUUCCUCCUCCUUUUUGCCCCACAGAGACAGAGCAGGGGCAGCAAGAGCUGCUUUUGUAAAGCACUUUAAGGCCCUGGGUGUGAGGGGCCACACCAGGCUGUGCCAGGGGUCCCCUCUGUGCCAGGGGUCCAUGGAUACCCCACUGGCCGUGCCCACCAGUGCAUCACCCGCCACUUUUUUGCAUAAUUAGAACUUUUAACGAGCCGUCCUGUUUUUUGAAAAGGAAUUAACUCGAUGACGUAUUUGUAGCAAACCAUUUUUCUCAAUAAAGGCAG